UAGUGCAGGUAUUCAACCGGACUGUCACUCGGUACAGACAGACAGCACGGACGUCAAGCCAGACUGUAAGGAAUCUGGGAGAAGAAGAAAAAAGGCAGAGAUUGCAGUAGAGGAGCGGCGAGGUAAACAUGGAGGUUUGGAGCAGCUCGGGCAGAGAGGAGAGCGAGAGAGAGAGCAGCAUAAGUCAGGAUGAGGAAGAUGAAGAGGAACAGGAGCAGAGUACCAACGGUCUGUGCAGAGAGCUGGUGAAAGUGCUGUGCGCCGAGAGGGUUGGACAGGUUACAAAGACAUACCGUGACAUUGAGGCUGUCACACAUCUUCUGGAGGAGAAAGAACGUGAUCUAGAGCUAGCAGCUCGAAUUGGCCAGUCACUGCUGAAACAGAACAAGUCCUUAACAGAACGUAAUGAGCUGCUGGACGAACAGCUGGAGGUCGCAAAAGAAGAGAUUGCUCAGCUGCGUCAUGAGCUCUCUAUGCGAGAUGAUCUUCUGCAACUGUACGCCGGCACCGAGGAGAUGGAAGCUGCUGCUCAGUCACUCUCACCGAUCAGGCGAAACGAGUCAAGCUCUUCUCUCAGCAACUACGUGCAUUAUGAUUUCCUGCAAACGAAGCUGAAGAGUCUGGAGGAAGAGAACCUGAAACUUCGCACUGUGGCCGAUGAGUUGACGUCAGAGACCAGCAGCUAUGAAGAGCAGGAGCAACAGCUGAUGAUCGUGUGUGUCGAAGAACUCUCGUCAGCGAAUAAGCAGGUGGUGGCAGUGUCAGAGGAGCUGGCUCGUAAAGUGGAGGACUCUUUCCGGCAGCAGGAGGAGAUUAGCUCUUUGCUGGGUCAGGUGGUCGACCUCCAGCAGCGUUGUAAAGUGCUAAUCCGGGAGAAUGAGGAACUCACUCAGCACUUAAACACGUCCCGGGAAAGCCAGUCGCAGCUCAAAACAGAGCUGAAGGACCUGAAAGAGAGGUAUUCAGAGUGUGAAGACAUGCUACAGGAAGCCAGAGAGGACAUCAAGAACCUGCGCAAUAAGAGCCUGCCGAACAGCACAGUGCAGCGCUACAGUUCGCUGGCUGCCGUGUUCCCCAUGGACUCGAUCGCUGCUGAGAUCGAAGGAACCUUCCGCAAAGGCCUGGACAGUCCUGCUCCCUCAGAAUACAGGACCCAUCCGUGGCGUGUGUUUGAGACGGUGAAAGUGGCCAAUCAAGUUGCGCGACUGCGCUUUCGGUGCCACUCGCCACAGGUCCCCAGCUCUAGCCCCAACUCCUCCCAGUCCAGUCCAACCGGCACACCGGGCACUAGCUACUAUGGAUCUGACUCCGUCAGCGUCAACCUUGAGGACAAACCCCACUCCAUAACACCUUCACAGGAGCAGAGCCUUGUAGAAUCCAAGCGUCUGGGUCAGCCGGGCAGGCCAGGUGGCCAAGAUCUGGAAGAAGCUCUGCGUUCCCUCUCUGCACGCCAGAAGAGCCAUUCCUCUGACCGGCCGUUCUUUGAUGUCGAACGUGAGAGGAAGCUGAGGGCACUGGGUGGCAGCAGCGCAGGAGACUCUAGUGGCUUCCUUACACCCAAUGACAGCUUGGAAUCCACAGGAACCAACUAUUCAGGCAGCUCCCAGCAUUCAUCUGCGUCAUCCAGAUCCCAAUCCUACCUGCCUGAACGCCUGCAGAUAGUCAAACCACUGGAGGGUUCAGUCACUCUGCACCACUGGCAGCAGCUGGCUAAACCCAACCUAGGGGGUAUUCUUCUUCCACGGCCAGGCAUCCUCACCAAAGACUUCAGGGAAUUGGAUGUGGAUGUUCAGCAAGUGUAUAGCCUCAAUGACUUUGAGGAGGACGAGCCUAACUGGUCCAAACUCCAUAACCCCAUUCACAUCCCUACCGUCACUUCAUCUGGAUCCAACUUCCCCCACACCUGCCCCACCCACACCAUCACCAACUCUCAGAUCCUCCAUCCCUCUGUCCUGCUGUCCUCCUUAUCCACUAGCUUUCAGCCUCAUAACCUGUCCACCUCUGGGAGCAGUGAGCAUGUAAGGACCUUACCAGAUCACCAGCAUGGUUUCUCGCAUAGACCUGCCAUGAAUACGACACCCACCUUAAGUCUUAUUCAGCUGCUUCAAGAGCGAGGUAUCUCUGCUUCAACUCAGCCCAGCUUGCCUCCCAUCCUCAGACCUUCUACCAGCACUUUAGCAGCUUUAAACGAUAAAGAGCGAGACGGGGGACGUAGAGGAGUGAACCAGCAGAGGAGGAACAUUUUUAGCUUCAACCUGGUCGACAAGCUUCAGUGUCUUGGUCUUCAUAAAGUAAUAGCCAGAGGACUCAUAGGCUCGGGGAAGAUGGAAGGAGAUCCACGUCAUCCUCCUCCAACACAACACUGAACACUGGCUUUCAGCAGAGCUACUGUUUUAUGUACUGUCUUCCAUUUUGUAUGCAGCCGACCCAACCUCCUAUCAAGUCUUGUAUUUAUCAUUGAACAUUGAAACCCAUAUACACAUCUCAUAUUGAAGUGAUCUCAUAUCGGUUAUGAAUGGAUGGUAGACUGGUUUAGGUUUGGAAAUCCAAGGCGUUUUAACAGUCUGCGGUACACAAUGUAUGAUCGGUGUUUAUAUUGCGCUCUUAUGUGUUCGGAACACCGUUCUUUCAUUAUGAUUUAACAACUAGCCCUGUUUUUAUUUUUUUUAAUUAUCUGACCUUCGCCUCCAUCCUGUCUCACCAUUUGUCAUGACAUGCAUGAGCACGAUAUAUUAUUUAUAUAUAUAUAUAUAUAUAUAUAUAUAUGUAUAUAUAUAUAAUAUAUAUAUUUAAAGGCCAGUGACCUCCGAUUUGUCAGUGUACUGGAUGAACCGUGACCGUUCAUGGGUUACCCGUUAGUUGUUUUUAUGACAAUGUGCACAUUUCUACUAUUAGAAAUACUAGAUGACCUGAGCAUAUUGUUCAGGAUGUCUAGAGGGACAUAAUAUUCUACGAUGAGCUGUUUUAGAACCUAUUCCCAAAAUGCACUGGGGCACUUAGUUGUGGAUAUCCACACGCAUGACGCUUUAUACAGACACGUAAUAGUCACGGGCCUACUGUAUAGUUAAAGCUGUUGUAUAGAAUCCUUCAGAUACUUGUAAUUGUGUUGUUUGCACACGCGCACACACACACACACUACCGUAGGUGAACACGGGCUAUUAUUUGCACAUGCAGAUUUGUCGCGGUAAGAAAUCCGAGGAGCCUCCAAACACAUUCACCUUCAUAUGUUUUUGAAAGUUUUAUUCAGCAGACGCGUAUUUCCAGUCGUAUUGCCUUUUGUGAACGCAGAACUGAUCAUUGAAGGUCUUUUAUAAAUAGCACCUUAUAUUACGUGUCCUCUUGGCGCUCAGCUAAAGCAAGCUAGCGGGAAAUCCGCGUUAGACCAUUUCCACCUUAGCAUGCGAUCUGUAUAUGUACUGUACGUCAAGGUCCGGAAGGACUUACAUGUUUCCGUGUAUAAUGUUUGUCCAGAUCGCAUGGUGUCGCAUCUACAUCUCCGCUAAUCCACCUUGGUUUAGUUUCGGUCUGUAGAAAAAUCUCUCAUGAAACAACAGAAACAUGUUUGUUACUGGAAGUCUUUUAUUUAUUUAUUUUUUUAGCCUGAGAUAUGAUUACAGGAUCAGCCAGGCUCCUUCAUGAGACGGUCUGACUGAUCAAUCACAUCACGAUCGUGUUCGGUGCCUUACGCGUGGCGUGGACGUGUGUUCUCCGCGGUCCGGAUACAAAUUGCUUCGAUACAGAUUUCGAUCUGGAUCCAGGUUUCUGAAGAAGGAACUGUCGUUAACGUAGCCAAGCAGCUGUACAGCCUUAGUACACGUAGCUCGAAACUUGAACGAUUAAAGCGAUCACUCAGCUACAUAUUUACAAUUGCAUUUACUCAGCGCUUUUCUAGACACUCCAAGCGCUUUACGUAGUAUGGGUGGGGAUCUCCUUAACCAGCACUAGUGUGUAACGUCCACCUGGACGAUGCCACGGCAGCCAUAGUGCACCAGAACGCACACACACCAGCUAUUAGUAUUAUGAGGGAGUGAUGUAGCCGAUUCAGAGGUGGGGAUAUAUUGGGGGAGAUACAUCUUCCUAAAACCCUUUCCACACGUACGUAGAUCUGUAUAUUACACGCAUCCAAUCAUCCAAAUCAGAACUGAGAUUUCGGUCGCCUGUAGAACUUUUGACAUGCUUGAGCACUACGCUACUGUAGAAAUGGUACUGCGUUAUAUAAUGCGUUUGCAUUUGUAGUAUGGGAAGUACGGGGGGAAUCAGAAUGAACAUAAUCACUGAGUGUACUGUAGACUUAUUGAUUACAAGUCUGUCGCGUCUAUUGAUUGUAUUUUUUUUUUUUCUUUUCUUCUUCUGUUAUUAGGUCUGUAAAUACGAUGCCAUUCGUUUGCACCUACGAUCACUGUAAUUAUUAUAAGAAAGCCGUAUUUGGAAUAGGAGCCGUGUACAGUAUUGAAGCGUAUGUGAAGGAUUGUUGGAGGGUUCCAAUAAAUACAAGAUUUUGACGUA
This is a messenger RNA of Ictalurus punctatus (channel catfish), 4506 nucleotides long. RefSeq names its product huntingtin associated protein 1 (gene hap1). Gene Ontology annotation, molecular function: signaling receptor binding. Bases 129 to 2366 code for a protein of 745 amino acids. Gene Ontology annotation, biological process: neurotrophin TRK receptor signaling pathway; neurogenesis; anterograde axonal transport of mitochondrion. The transcript has 14 exons. The record is from RefSeq and is a predicted model, not a curated record. Gene Ontology annotation, cellular component: dendrite. Lineage: Eukaryota; Metazoa; Chordata; Actinopteri; Siluriformes; Ictaluridae.